AGCACACAAUAAUCAGCAUCUCGUCAGAGUAUUCCACACAUAGGCCCGCCGGAGCAUGGCCAAGCAGCUGGAAGACCACCGGAGCGAGGUCGAGGUGGGGGCGAUGACGACGGAGUGGCAGCUGGAACCGGGCGUCGCCAGCAAGCUGUUCGACGUCUUCACCAUGGCCGGCCUCCGCGUCGACGCCAUCAAGCCCGGCCGCGCCAUGAUCUGCUCUUUCACGGUGCCGCCGCGCCUUACGGACGCGAGCAAGCGCAUGCAUGGAGGGGCUUUGGCGUCUCUGGUCGACCUGGUCGGAUCGGCCGCGUUCUUCGCCGGCGGCUCGCCGACGACGGGGGUGUCCCUGGAGAUCACCGUCUCGUACCUAAAAGCAGCCCGUGCAAACGAGGAGAUCGAGAUCGACGCGAGGGUCCUGGGCAUCGGCGCGACGGCGGGGUGCGUGACGGUGGAGGUCAGGAAGAAGGCCACCGGCGAGGUGAUCGCGCACGGCCGCCACACCAAGUACCUCGCCGUCUCCAGCAAACUGUGAUGGAUGGAUCGACGGUCAGGAUGCAUGGAUGGAGCACGCGCGCGAAGCAUUAGGUCGCUCGCAUACAUUAUUCCUCGUGUAAUACAUACUAAGCACACGGUCACGGUCCAGCUACUACUUGUCUAUUAUCUCCCCAAGUCCCCCAUUGCUAAGCCCUUGUUUAGUUGCCUUUAAAAUUCUAAAAUUUUAUAAGAUUCUCCAUCACAUCGAAUCUUU
Molecule: messenger RNA, 745 nt
Organism: Panicum virgatum (switchgrass)
Lineage: Eukaryota; Viridiplantae; Streptophyta; Magnoliopsida; Poales; Poaceae
Exons: 3
Coding region: 56-529 (157 amino acids)
Molecular function (GO): fatty acyl-CoA hydrolase activity
Source: RefSeq, a predicted model, not a curated record